This is a messenger RNA of Dioszegia hungarica, 831 nucleotides long. RefSeq lists its product as uncharacterized. Lineage: Eukaryota; Fungi; Basidiomycota; Tremellomycetes; Tremellales; Bulleribasidiaceae. The record is from RefSeq and is a predicted model, not a curated record. The coding region runs from base 1 to 831 and encodes 276 amino acids. The transcript has 7 exons.
AUGUCUUCAGUCCACGGCAACAUCAAUCAUGCCAUGCGGCAGAACUAUAAUGAGUUCGGCGUGGAUGAAUACUACCGCAAGGUCGCUACCACGUACCGCAACCCCUUCUUCGCUGGCAUCAAGAAGGUCAUCUUCGCUUUCAUGAACCGAUGGUGGGAGGCCGAGGGGCAUAGUAUCGGCGAGGCAACACUGUGUGUUCUGGAGUGGGAAGCUCUUGCUCGUGGUCAGCAACCAGCGCAGCAGCCGUCCGAGGUAGCGUCGGCCGUAUCGGCCAUAUCGAGCACAUCGAACGUCCGAGCGCCCUUCAUCCCUCCCAACGCCAGACGGGCCGCCCUGACCGUGUCCGGGAAGCCUCUGAUCGGCUCUGAGCUAUCCAAGCUCUCAUCUAAUACACCGGAUAUCCUCAUCUCAGCUACAGAUCCCUACACCGCUCCAGCCUACACCGAACGCACCUCCCGUCCUUGCCAUCCCCUAUCAUUCACUGACCUCAGCUCUGACAAUCUACCGCCUGACCACCCCGCCCCAGACGCCGAUGGGUUCUCAUACGACCUCAUCAUCUGCUCGUUCGCGCUGCAUUUGGUGCCCGAGGAGGAGAUGUUCCCUAUUUGCUACGAGUUGAGCAGGAUAGGGAAAUGGUUGGUCGUGAUUGCGCCACAUAAGAAGCCCGAGAUCAAGGAAGGCUGGGGCUGGGAUCGAUGGGACUUGUUGGGGUGGGAGGAGGCGGGCGGUAGAGUGUACGGAGGCGGUGGCGAGGAUGGCGAUACAGAGACGGAGCUAGAGAUCAUUAGGGAGAAGGUGAAACUACGACUGUACCGCAGUGCCAAUGCAUGA